CAUUCGAAAGCACGCCGCGUCUCUGCCAAGAGCCCGGGGGGGGGCGGAGAAGGACGGCAGGCAGGCAGGCAGGCAGGCAACAGCAAGCUGGGAGGACGAAACGUGCCGUAAAAGCAGCAACCAGCAAUCGCCGCCGCGCCACGCUGUUCUUUGUUCGGCUCGCUGCACGUCGAGGACAGCGCCAACACUCUGAAGUUGAAGGGGGGCACCGACGGGCAGCCGGGCAUCCAGAAAACGCUCCUCCUGGGACGGCGCUGCGGUCACCGAGGUGCACCUGACUGGUGGGCGGGCACGCUGCGCUCUGGUGGUCUGGACGCCGGGAGGAGGAGCGGGCAGCAUGCCGGUCAGGAGCAGAUACAACCUGGUGGACGACGUGGGCGACUCCAGGGUUCCGCUGCACAACGAGGAGGCGUAUCAGCACGGCAUCCACUUCCAGGCGAAGUACGUUGGCAGUUUAGAUGUUCCGAGACCCAACAGCCGGGUGGAGAUCGUGGCAGCCAUGAGGCGUAUCCGAUACGAGUUCAAAGCCAAGAACAUCAAGAAGAAGAAAGUGAACAUCGGGGUGUCGGUGGAUGGCGUCAGAGUUGUGAUCCGCAAGAAACCCAAGAGAAAAGAGUGGACUUGGGAUGAAAGCAAAAUGUUGGUGAUGCACGACCCCAUUUACAGAAUAUUCUACGUCUCCCACGACUCCCAGGACCUGAAGAUUUUCAGUUACAUCUCGAGGGACGGCGCCAGCAACACCUUCCGCUGCAACGUGUUCAAGUCCAAAAAGAAGAGCCAGGCGAUGUGCAUCGUGCGCACAGUGGGCCAAGCGUUCGAGGUGUGCCACAAGCUGAGUCUGCAGCACGCGCAGCAGGGUGUGGACGGCCAAGCGGACGGUGCCAGUGAGAAAUCCGCAGAGGAGGCCGAGUCGGAAGGUCGACAAUUGACGGGGUCGGAGCAGCGGGAUGAGAUGAGAAAGGAUGGCGAUGCCACGCUGCGCGAGAGGCCUGCUGGGCAUGCACUUCCCAGCCUGGUAGAGAACGACGUGGCCAAGUCUGCCCACUUGCUGAAGGAGAGCGUCUUGCAGGACUUGGCAAACGGCAGCACUGAGCCCCUCGGCUCUCCUGGCACCUUCACCUGCUCGGCGUUGACGCCCAUCGCCUCCCAGCAUCACUUGCAGCUCAUUCAGCACCAACUGCAGCAGCAGCAGCAGCAAACCCAAGUGGCCGUGGCACAGGUCCAAUUGCUGAAGGACCAGCUGUCUGCCGAGACCACCGCUCGCAUCGAGGCUCAGGCGCGAGUCCACCAGCUCUUACUGCAGAACCGGGACCUCCUGCAGCACGUGGCCAGCCUGGUGAGGCAGCUGAAGGAGCUGGAGGUCAAAGUUCAGAACAAGCAGAACAGAGAGCGAUGUUCCCUCUGGAGCUCCCUGUCCACCCAGUCGCUGUCCCUCAGUCUGAAGAACUUCUACAGCCUUGGAGCGGAGCCACCUGUCACCUCCACACCCGCCGUGGACCCCCGGACCACCCCUGCCCAAGGCCGAGGGGGCUUGACUGAAUCGUACCUCAGCCUCAUAAACCCAGAAAAGGAGCCCACGCCGGACAGCCUGAUGGUCAGCAGUGAAAAGGAGCAGAUGACCGGAGAGACGGGCCGCAGCGUGGAGGGGUCCGAGGUGCCCACCAGCAGAGGCCAAAGGCAGACCAGUGAAAAGCAACACAAAGGGAGCAAAGACGGGUUUCAAGAUGCCAUCCCUAAACUGGACCCUCCGCCGCCUGCCGUCAACAGAAAACGUCCAGGAAGGGCUCUGUCUCCGGGCUGUCAGGAGGUGGUCUGCCAGGAGGUGGUCCUCAAGCCCGCAGGCCCGCCGGCAGAGAGCUGCAGCCUCACAGAGGUGACGUCCUUCACGUUGACGCUUACAGAUUUUGAAUCUGCCAGUAAUGAGUCAAAGGUCCUGUCCCAGGACAAGCUGUCAUUGUCCCCAUUAACGGAGACAGAAGAUGACGACGAUCCCCCCCCUGGCCAGGGUCCGUCGGGAGUGGAGUGCACGCCGACUGCGGUGCUCCUGGACUAUGAUGGCACCCUGCCCUUCUCUCCACCGACUGAUGACACGCGUCUGCACAUCAGCUUCUCCGAAGACGAGCCGCUGGACGAGGACCCCGAGCUGACCGAUUAGAGGCCACCGCGCCACCCUUAGCCACGUUAGCUCAUGUAGAAGAAGCUCUAGAGUGCAUUUUUGAGUGCCACCGUGCGGGUCCUGCUGCAUCCAUGAGUGACACUUUACCAAAGCCUUGGCACUCCAUCUGGUGGGACCUGGAGGGGGCCUUUAGGGGGGUGGGUGGUCCUGCAGUGUGUCAUUGUAGUGGAGGUGAGGCUGGCCGGUGUCAUUGGCGCUGAUCAGAUGGGCGACGCGUGACGGUGAUGGUGACACACAGCCUGGCAGCUGGUUCAGAAGUGGCUUUGUGUCCACGCUGGGCGCUCUUGGCAGCUGCUUAGAAAGUCACCUAACUUGAUGUGCCUGGCAGUCCUGAGGGCCACUAAGCGAUGACGGGUAUACCUGCGACUCAGGUGUGGGCAUCCUGGUACUGGCAGAGUCUGGAAUGUGCCAAGCUGAUCUGCCGCCCAGUUGGCAGCUGGCCUCCAGGUGUUCAGAUCCGAGAAGAGGGCGGCGGCGGCCUGAAGACGAGAAAAGCCAACAGGAAUGAGGAAGUGGCGGAGCUGGCAGGGGGCCGACACUGGUGGAGUGGGGGGGGGGUGAGAGAGCUGCGUCCUCAAGCAGGCAGCAGGCUGGUCUCUGCGAGUCGCUGGACCCCCGGGAGGUUGGGUGUGUGACACAGAUGGGGGUCCAUCCCGCCGCUUCACGCUCUUUUGUGUCCCCUCAUCUUUAGUAAUAAA
Molecule: messenger RNA, 2874 nt
Organism: Erpetoichthys calabaricus (reedfish)
Lineage: Eukaryota; Metazoa; Chordata; Cladistia; Polypteriformes; Polypteridae
Product: carboxyl-terminal PDZ ligand of neuronal nitric oxide synthase protein
Exons: 11
Coding region: 338-2155 (605 amino acids)
Molecular function (GO): nitric-oxide synthase binding
Source: RefSeq, a predicted model, not a curated record